CGGCGCUCGGCCGCCACCCUGUGGUGCCGCUGGGUGCGGCCGCGUCUGAGGGCGCCCCGGAGAGGCGGAGGACGGGAUGGCAUUCCCUUAGGGACAGUGACCCGUGUGGCUGCCGGGCGCCUCAAGAGCCUGUGGCACUCCAAGGACAAUUUCUUUUUGUGAAGAAAUCAGGCAGUGCCGCGAAAUUACAUCGGAUGUAACCUUGCUUAUUUUUUCGUAUUGUUAUCAACACAACAUAUGCAAACUAUUUUGGGCUGCCAACUCUCAUCUCUUACAUCAAGGAAAUUGAAUCAUCUACCUUGGCCUACAAAAAUUAACAGAGCUUGUAUAAAUAUAUUUUGAUGAUGUCCUUGAGAUUUCUGGAGACACAAAGAAGCAGGAACAGGGCACUGGACAACUGUUCAGGCCAAAAGCAGCAGAGAAUACUGACAAGUCCGACUGAGGAGCGUGCAGAAAUGUCUCCCUUCGAAAAUAAAGGACUAAUCCUGGGCAUAAUGGCAGGGACUGCUGGAUUAAGCCUGGUGCUGGUUUGCUACCGCAAGAUCCGAAAGCCUGGUGCAGCUGUGCGUAUUCGUGCGUUCCAGGAUAUAGGUAACAGAGUUAAUUCAGUGGGCUUGCCAAAUGAGGCUCCUAAUGAACAAGGAGCAGUAAUGGUUUUACAUGGAAGGCAACUGCAAAUACUAGAAAAAUUGAAUGGCCUGCUACUAAGCGUGGACGAACUGAAGAGAGAGGUGGUAUUUCUGAAAGAAGCUAUUCCAAAACUUGAAGAGCUUGUUCGAAAUGAGCUUCAAGGAAAGGGUGAUGUUCAGAGAGUUAGCCCAUCGCACAGAGCAGCAAGGCGGAGAAAAGCAGAGACAACUUCUAGUGCAAGAGAAACUACCAGCUCUGAAGAGGCAGAAAGUGAAGGAGGUUACCUUACCGCUCAUACUGAUUCUGAAGGAGACUCCGAGGAAGAAAAGAGAUGUGUGAAAUCACCUGAUGCCUUGGUGAAAUCAGAAGAAGAUGAAGACUUACUUAAUUUUUUACAGCAGGUGGACAAUUUGCACAAGGGUUCAGAGGAUGAUAAAAAAGAGGGCUUCAGACUGCUGACUGAGAAAGAUGACAAGUACAAAAACUGUGUGGACUUUCUUUGGAGGCUUGCACGUGCUUAUGGAGAUCUGUUUGAGAUGACUACUGAUGCUGAGGAGAAGAGGAAAUAUGUAACUGAUGGAAAGAUUAAAGCUGAACAGGCUAUUCAGCUGGAUGCUGGGAGUGCUGAGAGUCACCAAUGGUUUGCAAUUAUGUGUGGCUAUAUGUCUCAGUUUGAAAGUGUACAAAACAAAAUCAGGAAUGGUUAUCUCUUUAAGGAGCACCUAGACAAGGCAAUUGAACUUAAGCCUCAAGAUCCAUUUCUAUAUUACCUAAAUGGAAGAUGGUGCUAUUCAGUAGCUCAGUUGUCUUGGCUUGAAAAGAAAGUAGCUGCUGCUCUCUUUGGGACUCCACCAACUUCAACAGUAGAAGAAGCAUUGCAGAAUUUCCUUAAGGCAGAAGAAAUGCAUCCAGGAUAUUCCAAAUGCAAUUAUGUGUAUUUGGCAAAGUGCUAUAAAGAUCUUGGCCAGAAAACCAAUGCACUGAAGUGCUGUGAUUCUGCACUGUCAAUUCUCUCAGUUACUAAUGAGGUCCAGAAGAUGGACUAUUUGUUCCAUUACCCAACAGAAAACAGUAAGGGAGCAGCUUGCUUUUUUGCAGCCAAAAAAGCUACAAGGUGAGCAACCUCCCACUCUGCCCUUCUCCUAAGUCACAGAGGUCAAUGUAGCAGCAGCUCAAAUGUGGCUUUGUGCACCCAUAACCUGCCAAAAUGGGUGCCCUGGACUUGAGAUUUCUGUAUUUACUGAUCUUCUCUGCUUGCAGUCUGUCCUUAUGCAGCAGUCAGUGCAGUGCCAUGACGUCACGACACGCAGGCUUAUGUGAGCUGGCAUUCAGCUUGGCAGGUCAGGUUCAACUACCACUGAACUGCAGCUGGCAAUUCAACAUACACAGUCUGGCCAUGAAUCUUCACAAACACGUAAUUAGGAUCCAGCCUCUGUUUGAAAUGACAGAAACUACACCCAGCCACCACAUCUAAACAUGAGGUCACGGAUUUCAAAUCCUAAUUCUGUGUUAUUUUAAAAAACAAACAGAACUCUUGCCCCUCGUUGUAAAUCAGGUCUCAAACGUAUUUAUCCAUAGCAAUUCAGAGUGUUCAAACAUACAUUUUAUAAACAAAAUACUUUUAUUGACUAGUACAUGGAUUAUUUUAAAUCAAGGAUUAGCAUACAGUUGGUAUUAAACUACUGUUUCAGUUCAUUUCAAUGAAGUCAAAGUUACUGUAGAUUAACCUCAGGAGGCAAUAUUUAUCUGGAAAAAAGAGGUUUUAAAAAAUAUAGAUGGAAUUUCCUUUUCCUCCUUUUAUUUUGUGUGUUUUGGCAAUAUAGUGUAUAUUAGAAAAUUUAUCUAAUAGAGCAUAACUCUAAGCAAACCCAGAACUUAAUGGGAACUGUUACUAGACUGUUAAUUGUUUUGUUCCUGCUUCUGAUGUGAAAAUCAUCCCAACAUUACAUUUAUGUUUCAAAUUUACUAGAUAUAAUUAUUUUUCAUUAUCUUUUCUGCAACAGCUCUAUCUAAGAGAAACAUCUUGAGUGUUUAGAGAUACUCCAGACACCUAACCCAGCUUAUUGGGUAACUGCUUUUAAGAAUGGACCUAGAUAGAGAAAAGUCUUGUAUUGUUUCUCCUUGUUUUAUAGAAGCAUCAUAAUGGUGUUUCCCUCUCUGGACACCAGUAGCCACAUUCAGCCUGGUACAGAACUCAAAAAUGAAAAAUAUACUCGGGUGUGGCCUCUAGAGACCCCACUGUCACCUGAUUGUGCAGUUUCUGUGGUUUUUCAGAGACAGAGAUGAAAAGAAAUGGUUGGCCAUGUGCAAAACAAAGAGCAGUCUCUUCUAAAACAAGAGAACCUUUUUAUACAAUAAGCAGGCUCAGCAUGCCACUUCAGAAUGAUGCAGUGGCAAGAGAAUAUGAGCCUCAACCUAGAUUUAAAAAUGGUAACCUGGUGCAAUAUACACCUAUAUAUUUAUGUAUCUGUAUCUCCUU
This is a messenger RNA of Passer domesticus (house sparrow), 3109 nucleotides long. It is a transcript of the gene RMDN2, whose product is annotated as regulator of microtubule dynamics 2. The record is from RefSeq and is a predicted model, not a curated record. Lineage: Eukaryota; Metazoa; Chordata; Aves; Passeriformes; Passeridae. Gene Ontology annotation, molecular function: microtubule binding. Gene Ontology annotation, cellular component: mitotic spindle pole; cytoplasm; mitochondrion. Bases 342 to 1748 code for a protein of 468 amino acids. The transcript has 13 exons.